CAGGAGUGAUUGAUUAUUGGGUGUGCGGAGAAAAAGUUCGAGCCACGACCAUCAUCGACUGUCUAAGAUUGGAUGAUUAUAAAAGGAUUUACAGAAUUUCCCUUUCAUUUUCUGUGUGAAUUGUGAAAUAUUUAUUGGGUUCAUCGCAACUACUACAGAGAUGCUGAAAUAAAGAUGCUUUGAUGAGCUGAGUAGAAUCUUGCAAGUACAGCCAUGGGCGGGGAAGAGGAAACAGAGCGGAUUGUGAAGGCCAAUGAUAGAAUAUUUAAUUCCAGAUUUAAAUAUGCGAAUAAUUACAUCAAGACGUCCAAGUACAACAUUCUCACUUUCCUUCCCAUCAACCUCUUGGAGCAGUUUUUGAGGAUAGCCAACUUCUACUUCCUCAUCCUUUUCAUCCUUCAGUUGAUUGGCCCUAUCUCAUCUCUCAGCCCUGUCACCACUGCGCUACCUCUGGUUUGUGUGCUGGGAUUGACAGCCAUCAAAGAUGCAGUAGACGACUUUAGGAGACAUAAAAGUGAUAACCAAGUCAAUAACAGAGAAUCCUUCAUCCUUGUCACUGGAGAGCUGACUUCAGUAAAAUGGCAGCAUGUGCAAGUGGGCGACAUCAUUCGAAUGAAAAACAAUGACUUCAUUGCGGCUGACAUCUUGCUCUUAUCAUCCAGCGAGCCUCACAGUCUGGUCUACGUUGAGACAGCAGAGUUGGAUGGGGAAACAAAUUUGAAAGUAAGGCAAGCACUUCCUGAAACUUCAAAAUUAGGAGAGGAUCUUGAGAGAUUAAGCGAUUUCAGUGGUAAAAUUAAUUGCGAAGCACCAAACAAUGUCCUGGAUAAAUUUGACGGAGCCAUGUCGUGGGCCGGGGACAAGUUUUCCCUUAAUAACGAUCAGAUCAUGCUUCGAGGGUGCAGGUUACGUAACACAGGCUGGUGUUAUGGGAUCGUUAUCUUCGCUGGUAAAGACACUAAGCUCAUGCAGAACAGCGGAAAGGCAAAAUUCAAGAGAACCACUCUAGAUAGACUACUCAACAAGAUGGUCAUUUUUAUCUUUGGCUUCCUGUUUACCAUGUGCGUGAUUUGCGCCAUCUUGUGCUCGGUGUGGGAGCUUCGGACCGGCAACCAGUUCCAGGUGUACCUUCCGUGGGAGUACAGCAAUGCUGCCACCAUCUCCACCCUCACCUUCUUCUCCUACGUGAUCCUCCUCAACACCGUCGUGCCCAUUUCACUAUACGUAACAGUGGAGAUGAUAAGACUUUGCCAGAGUCUUCUCAUUAACUGGGAUGUCAAGAUGUACUACGAACCCGCAGAGACCGGAGCCAAGGCUAGGUCUACCACCCUCAACGAGGAACUGGGCCAGAUACAGUACGUCUUCUCUGACAAGACGGGGACCCUUACACAGAACUUGAUGACUUUCAACAAAGCUUCCAUUGGAGGAAGGAAGUUUGGAGAGAUAAAGGACAUGAAUGGGGACGUCAUGGAUAUUACCGAGGACACGCCUCUUGUAGAUUUCUCAGCCAAUACCAUGUGUGAGCCGGGAUUCAAGUUCUAUGAUGCCAGCCUACUGGAUUCCAUUCAGAGGGGUGACAAACAUUGCUGGUUGUUCUUCCGUCUCCUAUCCCUCUGUCAUACCGUCAUGCCAGAAACUGACGAUCAUGGUAAUCUGGCAUACCAAGCACAGUCGCCAGACGAGGCAGCAUUAGUUGGGGCAGCUAGAAACUUUGGAUUUGUUUUCAAGUCUCGAACGCCGACCACCAUCACCCUUAUGGUGCAGGGCCAGGAGGACGUGUAUGAGCUCCUCCACAUCCUGGACUUCAACAACGUGAGGAAGCGCAUGUCCGUCAUCGUCAAGCAGGGCCAGAAGAUCAAGCUCUUCUGCAAGGGAGCCGACACCGUCAUCUACGAGCGCCUGGGGUCGUCCAGCGACGCCUUGAGAGAAAUCACCAAUGAACAUCUGAAUGACUUUGCUAACGAUGGCCUUCGUACGCUGUGCCUUGCUAUGAAGGAGGUGGAUGAGCACACCUAUUACGAAUGGAGAAAGAAGCAUCAACAAGCAUCCUUGGCAACGGUGGAUCGUGAUGACAAGCUGGAAGAGGUCUACAACGAGAUCGAACAAGACUUGGUCCUCCUAGGAGCUACUGCCAUCGAGGACAAACUUCAAGACGGUGUUCCAGAAACCAUCCAAAACUUGCACAAGGCCAACAUCAAACUCUGGGUCUUGACCGGCGACAAGCAAGAAACGGCCAUCAACAUCGGAUACUCCUGCAAUCUUCUGACCGAAGACCUCAACGAGAUCUUCAUCAUCUCAGCCAAGGAGAAGGCCGAGGCUCGCGAGGAACUGGAGGGGGCGCUGUGCAAGAUCAAGGACGUGAUGGGUAUCAAGGAUAAAGAUCAGAUGGACGACGACGUCUCGUACCAGAGCAAGGACAUCGAUGAGCUCGGAGAUAUCUACAGCUUUGCCAUCGUUGUAACAGGGGCUGCAUUGGCCCAUCUUCUAGACCCGGAGGUAGAACUGGACUUCCUAGAAGCGGCCUGCUACUGUAAGACGGUCAUCUGUUGCCGAGUGACCCCUCUCCAGAAGGCUCAAGUAGUGGACCUGGUCAAGACUCACAGGAAUGCCGUCACUCUGGCCAUCGGUGAUGGAGCUAAUGACGUCAGCAUGAUCAAGACUGCCCACAUCGGUGUCGGUAUCAGCGGUCAAGAGGGCAUGCAGGCCGUGCUAUCCAGCGAUUUCUCCUUUGCUCAGUUCCGCUACCUUGAACGUCUGCUCCUGGUCCAUGGCAGGUGGUCCUACUACCGAAUGUGCAAGUUCCUGUCCUACUUCUUCUACAAAAACUUUGCCUUCACCGUCUGCCAUUUCUGGUUUGCUUUCUUCUGUGGUUAUUCGGCCAUGACCGGUUAUGAUCAGUGGUUUAUUACAGCUUACAACACAAUCUUCACAUCCACCCCUGUGAUAUCACUUGGAAUAUUCGACCAGGAUGUGAGUGAUGAGAUGAGUAUCCGAUUUCCAGCGCUCUAUAAACCGGGUCAGAAGAGUAAAUUCUUCAACUGGACUGUAUUUCUCAAAAGUCUCAUCCAAGGAGUUCUUACUUCUCUCACACUGUUCUUCAUUCCUUAUGGUGCCUUGUCUGAGAAUCUGUCCCCUUACGGCCAGCCUAUACACACGCAGUUCCUCUUCGGCUGCAUUGUGGCUUCUGUACUGGUUCAUGUUGUCAACUUAAAGAUUGCCCUAGAUACCUCCUAUUGGACUGUCUUCAGUCACAUCUGUAUCUGGGGAAGUAUCGCACUCUAUUGGCUCUACGCUCUCUUCCUGUAUUCUGAACCCAUAUAUGAACUACUGAGGGCGACGUUCACCUUUGUGGGCGUCACCUUCUUCAUGUGCCGUCAGCCGACGUUCUGGUUCACCAUGGCUCUUGUGCCCGUCAUCCUCCUCUUCCCCACCCUCGGGAAACGGUCACUGAGCAUGGACAUCGUCCCGACGUUGACCGACCGCGUGCGUCUGCUGCAGAGGAAGGAGACGCAAGAGGCUAAGAAGGCAAAGGGCAAGGGCAACGUGGAGCUGAAGAACAUCCGGAAGUAUCCCACCGGCUCCAGGGUCGGCAGUGGGCGUCCCGGGUCGCGCCUGGGGAGCGGGAAGUCGCGCCCCGGCUCGGUGCGCUCCGGUUACGCGUUCGCCCACCAGGAAGGCUUCGGGGAGAUGAUCACGUCGGGUCGUAGCAUGCGCAUCAAGGAUCCGCCGGAGAAGAAUGGCAAGGCAGGUGGUAUCAAGAAGUCAAAGAGCAAAGAGGAUAUUGUGGAGGAGAAGAAGGAGAAUGGUGGUGGUGAGAAUGGUUUUGUUACCACGGUAACAACAGAUGAAGCGAUUAAUGAGAUUUUAGCAUAGAACCCAGAAUGUAUAUCAUACAUGUUGUCUGGAGCCAUAAGGGCAUUAACCCUUAUACUUGAAUACAGAGCAACAUGUAACGUCCUUCUGGCUCUGUAUAGACAAUGUAAUUGUGGAGUCAUGGUGUAUAUUGAAUUACUAAUUCAGCCUUAUACAGUAAGUACACUUAUGGCAAAUGGCAAACUUUGGGAAAAUUGUGUACUGUAAACAAUUAUAUAUACAUGUAUAUACAUGUAUAUUUAUUAGUGAUAGCCUGAAACAAACAAAAAUGUUAUCACAUACAUUUACAUAGAAUUAAUAUCCAUCUGGCUCUGAGCAGAGGUAUUAUUUCUUUUUUCUUCAGUGAAGAAUUUACCUCUGUUUAAAAAUUGACUUGACUGUACAUUCACAAUACAAAAAUGGAAUUCAGGAAUAGCAGUGCAUUAUGUAAACCAAAUGAGAAUCAUGUGCCAACUUUGUAUCACAUGAACAUCAUGCUUGAGCUGAAACACUAUAAAAUGCACUUACCGGUAAUACCAAAAACAAAUUUAGAAUUUCUUUUGAAUCUACAAUACAGAACUCUAAAUCAUAUAUUGCAUCAUUAAAAUUAGUUCAUACAGUAACUGAUUAAUAGUUAUUUUUACACAAUCAGUUCUGCAAGCUUCAUUUCACAACUACAUUGAAAUGUACAUCACACACUGCAGGAAUACGACAGAGAGUGUACAACACGUAUGUAAUGAAAGAAUCGUCAUUCCAACUACCGGGUAAACAAUUCUCACUUUGAAGCACUUUGAUGAGUAAUUGGGAAAGUGCUUUUCAGUUAUAUUUGAAUAUAUUAAUAUACAAAUUGUUAUUUCACUAUUUUUCAAACUCUUGUUAUUACGUUUAUUAAUUUUGUUUCUAUUAUUGUCAGCACAGGAUUAUUUCUUUUAAUACAAUGAAACCAAAGAUUUAUUCCCGUGAAAGACAUAGUACUUCACAUAAAACUAUAAUACCAAACAUUGACUACCGGUAACCCCUACUGGUCUUUAAAAACCUUAGGGCUUUUAAAGUUUUUAGUAUAGAGCUUUGAAACUAGAAAUGAAGGAGAAACCAAAUACUGCAUUGGGUAUACAGUUUAAGCUUCCACAAAUCUUUGAUACCAAACAUUGAUUGCUUAUAAAUUUUUUGGCAAAUCUGUUGCUUCUCAUAAUCGUGGGUAAAUCUUAAAACUAAAGUUUAUAUGAGAGAACAUUUACCAGGAUACACUAACAUUGCAGUAUUGAAGAUAUAUUUUUAAUGACAAUAUUUUAUGAAUUGAUAUGUCUUUGUAACAUGUAACCAAAUAUCAAGGUUUUUCUGGAAUAUGCUAAUAUUACAAUAUUGAAAUUAUUUAAUAGCAGUACAUGUAUUUACACAAAUUUGAAAUUCAUUUUUUUCUUCUAAAAAAACAAUUGCUGAUGUAUGCCAGGAAUCGAUGAAAACUAAGCUUUAAUCUAAUCUGCAUGCCGUGGUAAUGCAUUCAGAAAGUUGGCUAAAAAUAUAUAAACAUUUUGGCGAGACAUUCAUGUUGGUGUGCAGUCAUGACAUACUGAGUCUGCAUCAUAUUUCAUAACUGUGUUAUCCAAAAUUGGCCUUUGUCAUUCAAAAUAUUAAGAUUUAUACAGUACUGACAAGUUACUUACAAAUAUGCUCAGCUUUUAGAUUUAUCAGCACUAUAAAUUAUAAAUGGCAGAUGUGAAGAAAAUAAAAUUGUAUUGCACACCCACAUACAAUUAGUUAUGUAAGAAAAUACAAGUAUGAAUUGAAUUUCUCUGCCUUUGGCCCAUGUAAGCCACUCGGCCCUUUUCUACCCUAUGAAAGAUGUCAAGCGUUAAGAUUGCAUGUAAACUUCUAGGAUGAUUUGAUACAAUUUUUUUCCUCAGGACUGUGUAGUUAAAACGAACAGACCAGUCACAUGUACAGUGCAUGUAUUCUCUUAAGCAUCUUUCAGAGCAGAUCUUUCUUGAUAUUCAGAUUUGAUACUUAAAAGAUUUCCACAAAGUGUCAAUAAAAUAUGUUUGCUUGUUUCAAACAACUUUCAGGUGAGGGUUAGUUGUACGAUUUGGGAUAAUAUCUAUAUUUCAACUGCUAAUCUUGAUUCAAAAAGUUACCGAACAAAAUAUUGUUUGUGUUACUGUAUGUGUGGGAAAAUUUUGAUUGGGCGCACAUAGAAAGCUCAGCUGCAAUAUUGAACAGAAUAUGUUAGUUCAUCAGGGAUCUAAUAUCGGUUUUGUGCGCAUACAUGUAUUUUGCGGUGUGUAUAGAUCUGUGAAUUAUGUCUUUCAUUAAUUCAAUACUCAGAUUAUCAAUUACUUUGCUGGAUAUAAAUUCUAUAUAACAUUGGAUUUAUAAAUCAUGGCAUUAUCAUAGGAGAGGCUGAGUAUUCCAUGGUUCCGUACUUAUUUUUCAUUUCCUGAAAAUGAAACUCAAUAACCAGUUGAAUAAUUGAACAAUUGUUUUUAAAACCGUGAACAUUUGGUUAAGUAGUAUCAUCUUUGUAUCCUGAAAUAGGACUACAUGUACGUCUUUGAGUUACAUGUACAUUGUACAACAAAUACAUGUACGACUCUUAAGGGUGGGCAAAUCCACCUCUUCGUAUGUUGACAAAUUGGUAAAUAUAGCAGCUUUAGAUGUGCCCUUGGCAUCUUAUACUUAUAUUCCUAAAGGUUUUUUGAAAAUUUAGGCCCGUCAUUUAAACCCUGUAUUCAUGUACAUGUAUGACAAAUUUGCAUUUUGUGAGGGGCGAUACAAUACAUGUAUAUGUGUACUGCGCAAUAAGCUGCAAAGUAAUCAAAUGUUUAAAUUGUACAAAAUAUCAACACUCUCAGAGUAGGCUGUAAAUUUGUGAAAGCUCAGGAUAGAAUGUUGAUAGCAAAAACAUGUUGAAACAAAAGUCUACAGAGUAAGUUCCCAAUGAAAAUGAGCUGAUUUCUUCUAAAUAGUUAAUGAAAACGAUGUUAAGAAAUGUUCUUUCUUAAUCAUAAGUUGAAUUUAAGAACUGACAAAUUUCUUACUUGAUCUUCUCGUGAAUAAUGAAACAUGGUUGUAUUCUUAUGCUAGAUCUUUUUCUCUUUUUAAAAUUUACAUUAUGUCCAUGAGGCCUGCAUUGAGAUAAGUAGUUAUUGUUGCUCCAUAAAUACACAGGUGGACUUAUUCUUGAAAAGAUAUCUGCUUCUCAUUUCCACUCAUUCCAUAUCCCUUCAAUAGGUGAUAUACUAAUUAUCAUAUUUGCUUUAUAGCGCCUAACACUUACUUUAUCAGAAGCCUCUAUUAAAGCGCUCUACAAUAAUGCAGCAUAAUUACCCUGGCUUUAGCAGUGCAGCUGUCACGACACGACCAUGACACCUCAUUGAAUUAUUGUGACAAGGGAGUUAAAUUGUUACAAAAUCAAACAAAAGUUACUCUACUUAUUAAUGACUUCAAAUAAGUUAUAUGUUAUGCCAAACAACUGUGGCAGAACGUGUACAAUAGCAGAGUCACUGGCAAAGGAAGAUUAGAAAAUCCAACUGUAUACUUAAGUACACAUAGUUAUCCAUAUCUACAUGUAUGUGGUUAAAACAUGCUCUCGAGUCAUUUUUUGCUUUAAUAUGACAUUCAGGAAUUAUUCUUGGUAUGUAUGAUAAACAAUUCAGAAUUUGUUUCAACCAGUUUCUCCUGCAAGGUAAUGCCAUUCAGCAGACCUCAAUAUAAGCUUUAAUGAUAUACAUGUACACAAAUAACCUCAUGAUCCGUAAAUGUACACUGUACUUGUACGACUCGGUUUUGAUGUCUUAUUUUAUACGAAGCACUCGCAACAUACAUAUUUUAGCAUAAUUAUUUCAACAUACAGGCUUUUAACAUAGAUACUUUUCCUCCUCCCUUAUUAUGCCUUGGCCACCAAAGUUGCUGCCAGAGGCAUUAUUUCCUAGUACUUGCUCGUAAAUGUAUUUUUGUAAUGAAAUGUCAAUCCUUUUUGCACAUUCUAUUUUUCACUUUUGUACAUGCAGGAUUGAUUCUUAAGUCAAAUGUUAGAUGCAUCCAUAUACAAUGCUCCCGAUUUCUUUUAUAAUUAGCUUUCAUGUAUAUAAAAAGGGAGCUAAUGCUAUACACUGAGAGGAAAAGUAUGUUUUAUUUGUUGAACAUGUAAGUGAACUUUUAUUUUGUUUCGUAUGCAGUCUAUCUAGGCCUCUAUAUCUCAUCCAAUUUUAUUUUUCCUCAUGAUUUUUAUAAAGGAGUUCUGUUCUUUUAUAUAUUUGUAUGAUUUUCCUUGUGCCUUUCGUAGGCUCCAUUCCUGCACAAGUUGAUCAAAGAUUUUUUCACAGAAAAUGUUCAACCUUGUUCGAUUUCUCGCUGAAUACGAUGAUAGAAAAUGAUGCCUUGAUCAAAUAAUUCUUUAUACAAUUAGAUCGUCAGCAGAUUUUUAGGCUGAAUUUUAUAUAUAUUCAAAUCAUAGUUGUGUAGAUGUGUAUGUGAUAUAACUAUAUGUUAAUGUGGUAUUUAGGUGCACUUUGGUGAGAAGUAGUACCUUUGUGUUAAAUAAAUUAUGAAAUAGAGGCUUUAUGACUGACACUUAUAUUGGUAAGCUAAAAUAGAGGCUGUUAAGAAGUGAUUUCUGCUGAAUAUGUUUUUUUUUCACAGAGGAAGAUGUGUUAUUUUGUACCAUAUUGCUCUUAAAUGAGUCAUUUUUGUGUCACAGUGCAGGCAAACUUUAAAUCAUUAAGACGUGUAUUUCAAACCGGUAUUGUUUACUGAAAACACUUUUUACACAUUCAAUAGUUGUAGGAAAUCUGCCAUUAUCGUACAAAAUCUUAAAACAUUAAUUGAUAUUCACUGUAGAUACCGUUCAAGCAUGACAGCGUAUUAAAUGUUGUAUGUUUCUCUUUGUGCAGCCUUUGUAGAAUUAUAGCAUUCAUUCACUGCAGAUCAGCAUUAAGUGUACACUGUAUGUGCGUGAAAGGCUAGCAUCAAUUGUCUUUCACUGGUACAUUUAAAAUGCUGACAAAGUCACGACUGUGACUUGUAGAAAAAAAUUGUAUAUUUAUUAUUAAAAAAACAUGCAUUGUCCUAGUACUAAUUUGGUGUAUAACAUGAACAUUCUCAUAUUUUUACUAGUUUGUACAUAUUCACUACAUGUUUAUAUGUCGGGAAUGAUUUAGAAGUGUAUGUUUAAUGUACUGUAAGUAUGUUCUAGUGAUUGUUGAAAUACUUCACAAGGUAGAAUGUAAAUUUUAUGGAGGUGAAAUCACAUUCAUGUACAUGUGUAGAUCACUAAUACCCAUGUCCAAAUUGGCAAUGUUAAAUCUUGUAAAAAGCUGAUAUGUGGUUACUUUUCUUUGGGCAUGUUACACAAUUACAUUUCAUAUUUUGUUUUCUAUUAUUUACAUUGUGGAAGAUGUUUUACAAAUCAAAUAGACCGGUUUACUUAUUUUAUACAUACAUUUUAAACAAAGGUUUUUCUUGACAAUUUGAAAGCUUGACAGAGGCCUGCCCAAGGCUUGGCCGACACAGCUACAAGCAAUGUAUCCAGACUGGACUCCAAGUAUUUUAGUUCAUACGAUAAUGAAAAGUUAAAUUAAUGGAAUAUCCAUAAACUUGAAUAUAGUAUACCGGUCUAUUGCCAUCUAAUCGUUAUUGUAACAUGAAAUUGAACAAAGAUAAUCUAAUGUUGGAAAUGCAUGUUCUUGUCUCUGUUAACUUUCCACAUUCAUACAGUGUAUAUCCUUUCUUGUUAUAUCUCAUAUCAAGUCCACGUGUUGGUAUAAGAUGAUGCAAAAAAAUGAUGAAAAAGAGAAGUUUAAUGCU
This is a messenger RNA of Strongylocentrotus purpuratus (purple sea urchin), 9654 nucleotides long. Its product is annotated as probable phospholipid-transporting ATPase IM. The record is from RefSeq and is a predicted model, not a curated record. The coding region runs from base 214 to 3873 and encodes 1219 amino acids. Gene Ontology annotation, cellular component: plasma membrane. Gene Ontology annotation, biological process: Golgi organization; phospholipid translocation. Gene Ontology annotation, molecular function: ATPase-coupled intramembrane lipid carrier activity; ATP binding; magnesium ion binding. The transcript has 25 exons. Lineage: Eukaryota; Metazoa; Echinodermata; Echinoidea; Camarodonta; Strongylocentrotidae.